UAUAAAAUAAUUUUGACUGAUGUAAAAAGUUUAAAUUCGUAGGUAGUGUUUUUAAACAUUUUAAUACACAUUAUUUUUUUUAUCUUAAAGAGAACACAUUAUAUUUUAUGUUAUAUUGUGCAUCUACCGUCAUUCGCCGAGAGCCAAAAACCUGAAGUACAAAUUACAAUAUCAAUAAUGACGAUGCAGGAAGAAGAAAACUUAUGGAACUCUAUGUUGAUCUCGCUAAAGGAAAAGGGAGGAACGCGUUUACCUACUGACAAAUCUAUGAUUAUCAUUGGCGACAAAGAAUGUGGUAAAACUACUCUUGUAGCUAAACUGCAAGGAAUCGAUGACUUAACCAAAGGUAUCGGUUUAGAGUAUGCCUACAUUGAUAUAAGAGAUGAAUAUAAAGAAGAUCACACCAAACUUAAUGUAUGGGUUCUAGAUGGAAAUCCUAAGUAUUCGUUUUUAUUGAAAUUCGCCUUAACCCAGAAACAGUUCAAAAACACAUUAAUAAUGUUUGUGGUGUCCAUGAAAACACCUUGGAACAUUAUGGACCAAUUGGAAAGUUGGGCGACAUUGUUGCAAGAUUAUAUUGACAAUCUUUCAAUUCCCAGCGAGGAACUUAUGGAGUACCGUCAGCAAUGUAUAAAAAAGUGGAAUGAAUACAUUGAAGAAAAUGUUGGCGAUAAAAAUGGCUAUUGGGAACAUGCACUCGGGGAUGGAGUGCUUACGAGGAACCUCGGCCUUGAUGUCAUAGUUGUUGUAACAAUGACCGACUAUAUCAGUGUGUUAGAAAAAGAAAACGACUACAAAGACGAACAUUUUGAUUUUAUACAACAAACGGUGCGCAAAUUUUGUUUACAAUACGGAGCAUCGCUCUUUUAUACGUCAGCUAAGGAAGACAAAAACUGUGAUUUACUAUAUAAGUUUUUAACUCAUAAGAUUUACAAUUUUCCAUUUAAAACGCCAGCACUAAUUGUCGAGAAAGACGCUGUAUUUAUACCGUCUGGCUGGGACAGUAUGAAAAAAAUCAGUAUUCUCUACGACAAUAUGCAAUCAAUGAGACCGGAUGAGUUUUACAAUUCAGUCAUCAGCAAAGUAGUCACAAGAAAGACGUUUACCAAAGACCACGAGGUCCAAGCAGAAGACGAACAAAAUUUUUUGAACAAACAGUUGGGUCUGUUGAACCAAAGUGCGAACCAACAAUCCGCGAUUGGUAUUCCCAGACAGGACUCGGUGAUGAGAUCUCUUACGGGGGUGUCCAAGCCAGGAGAGAGACGCGUGUCACUGACGAGUCAGGGUCAAGGUUCGCCGACUAAAAAGAUUGAUCCGGUCAAGACGAACAAUACAGCCACACCGGGCGAAGGUGUUUUAGCAAACUUUUUCAAUUCCCUUUUACACAAAAAGUCUAAUCAGAGUCCGGUCAUGUCGAAGUCUCCAGGUGAACUAUCGGGCUCAAAAUCAUUGUCGCUUGACCACACAGAAUAUCCCACAGACACAGCUGCCGAAUUAGACAAAUUAGCCAAGAAAACGUUAAAUCUUUCUAAUAGUCUUUCAACUGAAACAAGUUCUAUUGACAACGGAGCCGGAGAACUAACUACAUCUCUAGCCGAACAGUCGUCUUCAGAAUGUUAGUUCAGGGUUACAACACACUAUUUGUAUUCUUUCCUAAAAUUGUGAUAACAUGUAUUUAAUGUUACGUGCAAUUCUUAUAUAUUUUUUAACCCAUGACCGAACAUAUAUAUUUUAUAACAUAUUAUUAUUAUUAAUAUUAAUUUAUUUUAUUAAUCCUAUAGAUUUUACUAAUUUAUUAUUAACGUAUUACCCCAAAAAAAUCUUACCUUUAUUACAUACUUCUUUCAUAAAUAUAUCCAAAGUCAUUUGAAAAGUAGAUAGUUAGGCUAACUAAUAUAACUAGAAACUUAAGUUUUUGUAUAUUGAAUUUUUUUUCAUACUAUAUUUUAAAUAAAUGUGAAGGUGUUCUCAUAUAUUUUUUAUGAUUUAGAAUAAAACACGAACAAUUAUGUAUUAAACAAAUAUUUUUUAACCCUUUUAAUAAUG
Molecule: messenger RNA, 2046 nt
Organism: Adelges cooleyi (spruce gall adelgid)
Lineage: Eukaryota; Metazoa; Arthropoda; Insecta; Hemiptera; Adelgidae
Gene: Dlic
Product: cytoplasmic dynein 1 light intermediate chain 2
Exons: 10
Coding region: 178-1620 (480 amino acids)
Biological process (GO): microtubule-based movement; microtubule cytoskeleton organization
Cellular component (GO): centrosome; cytoplasmic dynein complex
Molecular function (GO): dynein heavy chain binding
Source: RefSeq, a predicted model, not a curated record